AUGAAGUUCUCAACUGCUGCCGCUCUUCUGAUGCCCGCCGCUGCCAUGGCGGCGGAUUUCAGCGCCAAGAUUGUGGGCGGAACCAAGGCCGACGAGGGCGAGUUCCCCUACAUUGUCAGUCUGUCGCUUGCAGAGACCCGAUCUCACUUCUGCGGUGGUGUCUUGCUCGAUUCCAAGACCGUGCUCACUGCUGCCCAUUGUUCUGUCGACUACCCGGCGAACCAGGUCCGCGUCCGUGCCGGAUCCAACCUUUGGGCUUCCGGCGGCAAGCAGGUUAACGUUGCUUCCAUCAAGGUUCAUCCCAAGUAUGACGAGGACACCCUGAAUAACGACAUUGCCAUCUGGUCUUUGGCACGCCCCAUCCGCCAGGACGAGAACAUCAAGUACAUUUCUCUCCCCAAGGCCGGAUCCGACCCCGCAGCAAACACCACCGUUACUGUUGCCGGCUGGGGUCUGCUCGACUCUAGCGCCGAGGACAUCCCCAGGGAUCUGCGAAAGGUCUCCGUCCCCGUCAUCUCGCGCGCCAAGUGCAACGCCUCGUACAACCGCAACGACACCCAGAUCACCCAGCAGAUGUUCUGCGCCGGAUCGACUGGCAAGGAUUCCUGCCAGGGUGACAGCGGCGGCCCUGUCGUCGAUGUCGCCUCCAGCACCCUCCUCGGACUGGUGUCGUGGGGUUUCGACUGCGCCCUGCCCGAAUACCCCGGUGUGUACACCAAUGUCGGCCAGUUCAUUGACUUCAUCCGAAGCGAGGGCAACAAGACUGCCAACCCUCACCACAACUACCCAUACUGGGUAUAA
Messenger RNA from Clonostachys rhizophaga, 801 nucleotides. The record is from the annotation of a GenBank genome assembly. Lineage: Eukaryota; Fungi; Ascomycota; Sordariomycetes; Hypocreales; Bionectriaceae.